This is a messenger RNA of Anthostomella pinea, 804 nucleotides long. The record is from the annotation of a GenBank genome assembly. Lineage: Eukaryota; Fungi; Ascomycota; Sordariomycetes; Xylariales; Xylariaceae.
AUGGCCAUCGACGAAAUAGUUAGCGAUCCAAAUCUGUCGACAGUCCUCAAUGCCUCGCGCGACACCCGUUUACAGGCCCUGGGCCUCGUCGAUCAGAUAGCGGCGGCCGGUCCGAUCGUGCACGCUCCCACCGACGCCCAGCUCGAGACGUCCAAGCAGCAGAAGCUCCUCAUAACGAACCUCGCCCAGCUGCGCGGCCUCCAUCGAGCUGCUUACUUCGGCGCCCGCCAGACCAAAGCCCAGACGUCCGAGGCGCGGCAGGAGGUUGACCGUCUGCAUCUGCAGCUCCAGAACCUGUACUACGAGCAGCGACACUUGCAGGGAGAGAUAUCUGCUUGCGAGUCCUACGAGUCAGUGCCCGUUACAAUCUCAAGAUCUACAAGACCUACAAGAACCGAAACCCCUCAAGAAUACAUGCACUCAGCAACCCAACUUGCACAAGAGCUAAUCAAGUUCACAAACAGCCAUUCUUACCAGCAGCUGCCAUUGAUACCCGUCGAAGAGUUUCUCACGUUGAAGCCGGAGCAUGCUGACGAUGACGAGAACACCCUGAUGGUCGCCAGGAUUGAGCAUGAGCGGAGCGAGCGCGAGGCUUUAGAGCAGAAACGUAUGGAGCUACUGAAGCGGAAGCAGAAGCUCAUUGCCGACAACAAGAGGAGGAAGGACGGCCUGUCAAAUCUUGACAAGGAGCUUGAGAAGUUCAUCGAUGUGGGUGUACUCUGCAACACGUUCAUGUGUUUACCAGCGCUUACACGAAUGCAGUCUGCGAAACCGAUUACGAAGCUUUUCGACAAGAAUGUUUGA